UUAUUAAUCUUCAAAAACCUAAGGAAGAAAAGAGAACAAAAGGAAUCCCAAAAAGGGCCUUUUCUUUUCUCUUAACAAUCAAACAACAGCAAUGGCUACUGCUACUGAUCGUGCACCUCACCAGGUUCAAGUUCACACCCCCACCACACAACGCGUCGACGUUCCACGCCGCGGCUACGAUGUUAGUGGUGGUGGUAUUAAGACUCUUCUCCCCGAGAGAGGUCCGUCCACCUCUCAAAUCAUCGCCGUCCUCGUCGGCGUCCCCACUGGGGGCACUCUGUUGCUCCUCUCCGGCCUUUCACUUCUCGGAACCAUAAUCGGGCUGGCAAUUGCCACCCCGGUUUUUAUCUUCUUCAGCCCGGUUAUAGUUCCCGCGGUCGUUACCAUUGGACUUGCAGUCACUGGUAUUCUCACGGCGGGAGCAUGUGGACUAACCGGGCUGAUGUCUUUGUCAUGGAUGAUUAACUUCAUCCGACAGGUACAUGGGACGACGGUGCCGGAUCAGCUGGACUCAGUGAAGCGGCGCAUGGCGGACAUGGCGGAUUACGUGGGGCAGAAGACAAAGGAUGCUGGCCAAGAGAUACAGACUAAGGCCCAGGAUGUUAAGAGGUCAUCAUCAUAAAA
Molecule: messenger RNA, 624 nt
Organism: Arachis duranensis
Lineage: Eukaryota; Viridiplantae; Streptophyta; Magnoliopsida; Fabales; Fabaceae
Product: oleosin Ara h 14.0103
Exons: 1
Coding region: 92-622 (176 amino acids)
Biological process (GO): response to freezing; seed oilbody biogenesis; lipid storage
Cellular component (GO): membrane; monolayer-surrounded lipid storage body
Source: RefSeq, a predicted model, not a curated record